UCAGCGCCAGAAUUUGCGCCUGGCGUGCGCCCUUCACCCUGGCCCGCGACACAGAACAGAGCCCCCGAGGAAAUGGACAUUUGGCAGAGCUCCCCGCUCCCGCGACAUUUGGCAAAAAGGCGUGCAGGAGCUAAAUCUCCCCCUCCCCUCCCACCAAACCCUUGCUGCACUAUGUAGGAAUUUCUCGCAAUACUCGAAAUAUGGCCACCACCCACAUUCUGAAGCGCAACGACAUUGCCCCGACCGAGACCGAGCUCCUGGUCGACCGUGCCCUGCAGGAUCUCGAGGCCCACUCGCCCGAGCUCAAGAAGGACCUGCGCCCGAUCCAGAUCACAGCCGCCAAGGAGGUCGAGGUCUCGGCCGGCCGCAAGGCUAUCGUGAUCUUCGUCCCGGUGCCCCUGCUCAAGGCCACCCAGAAGGUCCAGCAGCGCGUGACCCGCGAGCUCGAGAAGAAGUUCUCGGACCGCCAGGUUCUGUUCAUUGCUCAGCGCCGCAUCGUGAAGAAGCCGGGCCGUGUUUCGCGUGCCAAGCAGCCGCGCCCCAUGUCGCGCACCCUUGCCGCUGUCAACGAGAAGAUCCUCGAUGACCUGGUCUACCCGACCGAGAUUGUCGGCAAGCGCACCCGCGUCAAGGUCGAUGGCUCCAAGGUCCUCAAGGUCUUCCUUGACUCGAAGGAUGCCACCAGCCUCGAGUACAAGCUGGACACCUUCUCGGCUGUCUACAAGCGUCUCACCGGCAAGGAUGUCGUCUUUGAGUUCCCCGCCGAGCAGGCCUUCUAAAGUUUGGGUCUUGAAAACCGUUCAGUAAAACAAAAUUUCCUUUGUGAGCUUGGACAUCUCUUUCUAUUCACCGAAAAGCAAAUGGACCACCCCCUCCCCCUCCGAUUCACUUUAUUGAACAUGCUUGCCCUCUUUGUGGAAAACAGGCAAAGUCUCGGCCAUACAUCCCUAUGUGUCGAGUGGAU
Molecule: messenger RNA, 964 nt
Organism: Linderina pennispora
Lineage: Eukaryota; Fungi; Kickxellomycota; Kickxellomycetes; Kickxellales; Kickxellaceae
Product: 40S ribosomal protein S7
Exons: 1
Coding region: 201-779 (192 amino acids)
Biological process (GO): ribosomal small subunit biogenesis; rRNA processing; translation
Cellular component (GO): small-subunit processome; ribosome; 90S preribosome
Molecular function (GO): structural constituent of ribosome
Source: RefSeq, a predicted model, not a curated record